This is a messenger RNA of Oryzias melastigma (Indian medaka), 429 nucleotides long. Its product is annotated as moesin-like. The transcript has 2 exons. Gene Ontology annotation, cellular component: filopodium; apical part of cell; microvillus. Gene Ontology annotation, biological process: positive regulation of early endosome to late endosome transport; positive regulation of protein localization to early endosome; regulation of organelle assembly. NCBI's taxonomy places the organism in Eukaryota, Metazoa, Chordata, Actinopteri, Beloniformes, Adrianichthyidae. The record is from RefSeq and is a predicted model, not a curated record. Gene Ontology annotation, molecular function: cell adhesion molecule binding; actin binding. The annotation marks the transcript as partial.
AGUCAUGGAGCAACACAAGCUUUCCAAAGAACAGUGGGAGGAGAGGAUUCAAGUGUGGCAUGAGGAGCAUUGUGGGAUGCUCAAAGAGGAUGCCAUGCUGGAGUAUCUGAAAAUUGCCCAGGAUUUGGAAAUGUAUGGAGUCAACUUCUUUGGCAUCAAAAACAAGAAGGGGACGGAGCUGUGGCUGGGAGUGGACGCACUCGGGCUCAACAUUUAUGAGAAGGAAGACAAGUAAGAACUGUUUUUCAUUUAGAGGUGAAACUCUCCUUACAACAAUAAAAGCAAUGUGCUGAUUAUCCGAUUGUGAUGAUUUGGAUCGAAUUCCUGCAAUUUCAGAUUUUUGCAAAACCAAUGGAUACUUUGCAGAAAUUGAUAAAAAUGACCAAAAAUUCCAGUUAACAUGACAAAUUCCACAACAUCUGCUAUGAU